Messenger RNA from Pocillopora damicornis (cauliflower coral), 729 nucleotides. RefSeq lists its product as uncharacterized. The record is from RefSeq and is a predicted model, not a curated record. Lineage: Eukaryota; Metazoa; Cnidaria; Anthozoa; Scleractinia; Pocilloporidae. Gene Ontology annotation, molecular function: protein binding.
CUUCAUCUACAAAUUGCAAAAGAAGUGGGAGACAAAGCUGGAGAGAGACGGGCCUAUGGAAGUCUUGGCAAUGCCUUUCAUAGCCUAGGCAACUUUCCUAAGGUAAUCGAGUACUGUGAGCGUCAUCUACAAAUUGCAAAAGAAGUGGGAAACAAAGCUGGAGAAGGAGAGUCAUACGCCAAAGAGGAGGAUGAGGUACCUUAUUACACCGGCAGGAAAGAUUUGGCAGAUAUAGAAGAUGCAACAGUAGACACUGAAGACAAUGGAAAGACUUUGAUCAAAAGAGGAAAAAUCGGAGGUAAGGAAGACUCAUGGCACCUGAGGGAAGCUGGUGCCUCUAUCAAACUUUGCAGUGGAGCUGUACAACAACCUGUGCCAUUUGCAUGUAGAUGCUUAUUGUGGAACCCCAGGACCCUCUCCCCCUCCACUGCCAGUGAUGAGAUAUUGGUUAGCAGUGUUAUUGAAAUAUCUCAUGAUGGCCCACCAGAUCUGGAUUACAAGAAAAGUUUUGAAGGAAUAAUUUUUACUGUAUCUUUGAUGCACAGUGCCCCAUAUUUGGAGGGGUAUGAGGUGGUUAUCAAGCAACUGACUGACAAAGAGAACAAUGAAUGGAAGGAAUUAAAGACACACAAUACUUGGCAUGGAUCAGGUAACGUUAUGUUUUUAUUAAAUACAGCUGUGAAUAACUUAAUAAUAACUUAAUAAAUGAUCAUGAUAUUCCUAGGUUCC